Molecule: messenger RNA, 3656 nt
Organism: Trichogramma pretiosum
Lineage: Eukaryota; Metazoa; Arthropoda; Insecta; Hymenoptera; Trichogrammatidae
Gene: ksr
Product: kinase suppressor of Ras 2
Exons: 15
Coding region: 641-3535 (964 amino acids)
Biological process (GO): protein phosphorylation
Molecular function (GO): protein kinase activity; ATP binding
Source: RefSeq, a predicted model, not a curated record
AGCAGUAGUAGAGCGCAAGGAGAGCAGCGAAAAGGUGAGAGAGAGAGAUAUAUAGACGCGGAGCGCAUAUGUGUGCACCACGACAUAUAUCUAUAUGUGUUCGUCGCGUAUAUAUACAAUACACAACGCAUCACAGCAGUAGCAGCAGCAGCAGCAGCACAUAGUCGCGAGGCAAAUGUGCAGCCUGCCGCGAAGCGCCUGCCAGUCACUAGGUCACGGAUACGAUACGUAUACAUACACAAAUCGAGCGCGAGCAUACUAUUAAUAAUAAAUGUAAUAAGCGUUCGCGUGUAAGGGCGAGACAGCGACGACGACGACUCGCGACGACGAGGACGCGCUACGGUGUGCUGAUAUAGUGGAAUAAUAAUAUUGUAUAUACGCGAGAAGAAAAAAGUGCUGAGUACACGACGACGGGGCUCUAUACCAGAACACCAACACAAACGACGACGACGGCGACGACGACGACUUUAGCACAAACAACAACACCAGUAGCAACGCCAACGACUAGGACGACGACGUCGACGAGGACCUGGUCAAUCACGACGACGACCGAGAAAAUAAGGUUGAGGUGGCGCAGGAGGAACUGCUGCUGCCCUCGAGGAGGCAGCAGCGGUGGCGGCGCUUGUUGCUGCUCUCCAGGAUGGCGGCGGCCGAGACAGACAAGGCCGUCGAGGGUGCAGCCGCGACCGCUGCUGCGGGUAGCCAGCAGCAGCAUCAUCAGCAUCAGCCUCAGCAACAGCCACAGCAGCAGCAGCAGCAACAGCAACAGCAACAGCCCCAGCCCCAGCAACAGCAGCAGCAGGAGUUGCGCAGGGCCCUCGAGGUCAUACAGUCGAUGAUCGACAUAUCGGCCGAUCGGCUGGAGGGCCUCAGGACCCAGUGCUCGACCAGCGUCGAGCUCACCCAGCAGGAGAUUCGCACGCUCGAGGGAAAGCUUAUCAAACUGUUUGCUAGACUUAUUAUCACCAAAGAAAAGCUUGCAUAUGAAUCAUCGCCGGUCGAUAUUAGACAAACUCUGCAACAAUGGCUUCGAGUUGUGAGUCUCACAUCCGAAUCAGUGGAGACAAUCCUCUCAAAGGUCACUUCCUUGAAUUCAUUAAAAGACAAAUCAGAUCUUGAGCUUAACAGUAUGUUAGGUAUUCGAAAUAUACAGACAGAAGAAGAUCUGAGAAGAUUAUGCACAGCCCUUCUCAACCUUCGACGUUAUAUAGAUGUAUUAUAUAAAGGUGAAAUAGAUAAUAGUGACAUGAAUUUGUACUGGGAUUCAUGGACUCAACAGCAAAUCAAAAGUAACCCAUCUCCUAGACCCAUUCGAUGCCGUGUUACUCGCAGCUCUGUUCCCUCUGAAGAUAGCAUUCCAUACCAUAAUAAUAAUAAUAAUUUUAACAGUGAUGCAUUGGCACAAUCAUCAUCUGUUGCAAGUUUAUCUACUUCUACCAGUCCACCUUCCACACCUCUGAACAUAAAAAAUCAGGGAUCAAAAUACCCUGAGACUCCUACACUAACAAAGAGAAAUCCAUCUGAUGCUGAUGACACUUUACAGCUUGAAAAUCUUUCACUCACCAAGUCUAAAUCUCAUGAGUCCCAAUUAGUUAAUUGUAUGGAAAAUGGAGAAGCUAAUGCAAGUUGUACUAAUGAACAACAAACAGCCACUAUGAUUAGAAGAAAUCGUUUACCUACUGAACCUGGUUCUUACAGUGGGGCAGAAGCGAUCAGUGAUAACUUGUUACCAAACAGUAACAGUCCUAUUAAAUCUCCACUGUAUUCCAGUGCUGAAAGUGAAGAAAAUAGUUUUAAGGGAACAGUUUCGAGUCUUCAAGUGCCAAAGUCUCCUAGAACGCCAACAGUGACUCGUGGAAUGGGACAUGUUAUUAAUCAUCGUUUUACAAAAACAUUUAAAAUGAUGACUACUUGUGAUUACUGUGAUAAACAAAUGUUUAUAGGCACGGGUCUUAAGUGCAAAGAGUGUAAAUAUAAGUGUCAUAGAGACUGUGAAUCCAAGGUGCCCCCUUCAUGUGGUUUACCUCAAGAACUUUUUGAUGAAUUCAAACGGACUAUACAAGCUGAUGCUGUUAAUGCCUCGCCAAUUUUAAACAAACCAACCUUGAUGUCGCCAAAUCAUCAAAAUCCAAAUAUCUUAGUUUCUUUAAGAAGAGACCGUAAAAAGAGGUCUCAUCCUCUUCAAGCGGUAAACACAGCAGCAUUUCAGCAGAAACGUCGUAAUCCAUCAUCAAGUUUACAAAUAAAUUUUUGGCAUAAUAAAUAUACGUGCCGUUACCACCAGGGUGCCGAUUCUAGUUCAAACACAUCGAGCUGUAACAGCUCAACACCUUCUAGUCCAGCCUUGUUACCUGUUCCGGCGAGCCAAACUCCCCAAGCACCGUCUAAACAACAGUUCCACUUUCCAGAUGUUUCGUCGAACGAGAAUAAAGGCGUAACUCUAGAAACACAUAGACUGGAAAAUACGAUAUCUAGCGAUAGCGAUAGGACAGUGAGCGUAUCCGGAUCUGGUAGCGUUAGUACAGAUUCGGAGCGCACACCCGUCAGGGUCGACUCGCAAGAUUCGCAAGUGUCGGACGGUGAACCAGGCGAUGGACGCUGGCCGAGACAAAAUAGCCUAUCGAUUCGCGAAUGGGACAUUCCGUUCGACGAAUUGAAAAUCGGUGAACCUAUUGGUAAGGGUAGGUUCGGUACUGUUUUCCGAGGCAAUUGGCACGGUGACGUAGCUAUUAAGGUUUUAGAUAUGGAUUAUUAUCUCGACGACGAUAAAACACUCGAAGCAUUUAAAUUAGAGGUCGCGACAUUCCGUAAAACUAGACACGAAAAUUUAGUUCUAUUUAUGGGUGCUUGUAUGAAACCUCCGCGUUUGGCUAUAGUGACUAGCAUGAGCAAAGGCAUGACUCUUUACACUCACAUUCAUUUGCGUAAGGAUAAAUUUAAUAUGAAUAAGACUACAAUCAUUGCUCAACAAAUCUCACAGGGAAUGGGGUAUCUUCACGCUCGAGGAAUCGUCCACAAAGAUCUCAAGAGUAAAAAUAUAUUCCUUGAAAAUGGAAAAGUUGUGAUAACCGAUUUUGGUUUGUUCAGUGUCACUAAGCUCUGUUAUAGGAACAGAAAAGGAAAUGGACUGAACAUACCACCUGGCUGGCUAUGUUACUUGGCGCCUGAAAUUAUUAGGCGAUUGAGACCUCGACAAAACAGAGAUCAAGAAGAACUGCCUUUCACAGCAGCAUCCGAUGUUUAUGCUUUUGGUACUGUCUGGUAUGAAUUACUAUGCAGUGAAUGGCCGUUUAAAGGACAACCACCCGAAGCCAUUAUUUGGCAAGUGGGCAAAGGAAUGAAACAAACUUUGGCCAAUUUACAAGCAUCACGCGAUGUUAAGGAUAUUUUAAUGCAUUGUUGGUCGUUUCAUCCCGACAGUCGACCAGAAUUCGCCAAGCUUUUGACGACUCUUGAAAAGCUGCCUCGCAAAAGGCUAGCUCGUAGUCCUUCUCAUCCCAUCCAUCUUUCUCGUUCUGCAGAAUCAGUGUUUUAAAUACACUCCAAGUAUAUUUAAGUACGACGCUGUUCUUUUAGUGUAAAUAUGUAGCAAGUGAGUUAAUUAUUGCCUGAUUUUCGUUCAUAAGAAAUAAAAUAAAAAAUUAUAUUAAAAUAUU